This is a messenger RNA of Durio zibethinus, 1272 nucleotides long. NCBI's taxonomy places the organism in Eukaryota, Viridiplantae, Streptophyta, Magnoliopsida, Malvales, Malvaceae. The record is from RefSeq and is a predicted model, not a curated record.
CACACUUCACCUUCCAGUGGAUCCCACAGUAACCUGAAUUUUUUUACUAUAAUUUGCUGCUCCCAUCUCCGGCUGCAAGCAACUUCUCAUUUCUUUUACACAAAAACAAGAAAAAGAAAAAUUUUUUCCCUUAAAAAAUUCUCUAGGGAAAUAAACAAAACAAUGGAUGAUUACACGAGAGAGAUGAUGGAUUUGAAAACCCUAGUUACACGAACCCUAGAGAAGAAAGGGGUUCUAGCUAAGAUCCGGGCUGAACUCAGGGCAAGUGUCUUUGAAGCAAUAGAAGAGGAGGAUCGAGUGAUCGAAAAUGAAGAAGGUUUACCUCCUGCAUUAUUGGGAAGCUGCAAUGAUCGUGCUAAACAACUUCAUGCUUCUUCUUCUGGAAGACUAUUAACUGCCCUGAUAUGUGAGUACUUAGACUGGGCGCAACUCAACCACACACUAAAAGUUUAUCUGCCCGAAUGUAAUUUGCAAAAAGAUUCUUGGAAAGCUGAGUUGAAAGACUUUAGUGGCAAAAAUGGUUAUGAUCUUAACAGAAAUGGGGACAGUGGACCUUUGCUUUUGGACGUUCUUGAAGGCUUUUUGAAGUUUGAGAACUUAUCCCAUGCAAGGGGAAUUGGAAGGAGACCACAAGAAAUUGAAUCCUCAUCUAGUUUAGAGUCUCGGAACACAAGAAGACCCUCAUCAUCAACUGUUGCUGGGGGCUUGCCCCCUUUAGGAAGGCCGGGUCCUGCUUCUCACUCAUCUGAUAGGAGAGCAGGGUCCUCCAUGUCUGGUUACAGGAAAGCCGAGUACAGUUGGAGAUAUGAUGAUGAUCUACCAGAAGAUGUGAUUCGAGCUUCAGCUGCCCUGGAAAAUCUUCAGUUGGACAGAAAGGCCAGGAAUCUAACUACUUCUUGGCGCAGGCAUGCUGGGGAUGGAAUAAGUGAGGAUGACAGCCGGGUCGAUCACAUGUAGCUGAAUGGCAUCUGUUGCAACUGCACUAGUAGCUUAGUGUGUAUUUUCAAGAUUUCACCAAUCCAAGGUUGUCUUAACCAUAAAAGGAGGGUAGUGAAGUUAUUGUGUCAGUUUUUAUAUAUAAUUGUGAUGUGAUUUAGUGUUCUCUUUUGAUCUUUCUUUCCUCUCUGUCACUUAUUUUCUUUUGGAUCCAUUUUGGUCUUUUAAUCAGUUACUUGUUUAUCGUAGACCUUUCAGUGUUUUGAGGUUUUCAGUGGAUGCUUAGAUCAAGUUAUUGGUUUUCAGGCUGAAAAUUCUAUGGCUGUUAAUAUUUGA